AUGGUGACCAAACCUGUGGUUAACUCGAUGCUUGUGCUGAGGAUUGUUACUCUUGCAACCUCGGUAGCAACUAUGGCCUUACUUGUUACCAACAAUGUCACAUUUGAUGAAGGUGGAAAGCUAAAAUAUCAAGAUUACACUUCAUACAGCUAUAUGGUGGCGAUUACAGCAGCUGCUUGUGCAUAUUGUGUAGUGCAGCUACCAUUUGCCAUAUAUUAUGCAGUACAACAGAGAAGGUUGAUACGCAAUGGAUUCUUAGCAGAAUUUGACUUCUAUGGAGACAAGAUCACUAGUCUACUUCUGGCCACAGGCAUUGGUGCUGGUUUUGCAUUGUCUGUGGAAUUGAAAAAGUUCAUUGAUGAUGCAGCUGAUGCUGCAGGGGCUUCAGAGGAUGACCCAAUAAGAUCCACAUAUGACAAGUUUUUUAUUAGAGGGAUUGUUGCUUCUGCUUUUCUUGUUCUCGCAUUCAUUUCAAUGACUAUAGUUUCAUUCAUUUCUUCCAUUAAUCGAAGCAAAAACAACUAA
Molecule: messenger RNA, 525 nt
Organism: Abrus precatorius (Indian licorice)
Lineage: Eukaryota; Viridiplantae; Streptophyta; Magnoliopsida; Fabales; Fabaceae
Product: CASP-like protein 4D2
Exons: 3
Coding region: 1-525 (174 amino acids)
Source: RefSeq, a predicted model, not a curated record